Molecule: messenger RNA, 5577 nt
Organism: Galeopterus variegatus (Sunda flying lemur)
Lineage: Eukaryota; Metazoa; Chordata; Mammalia; Dermoptera; Cynocephalidae
Gene: KIF26A
Product: kinesin family member 26A
Exons: 15
Coding region: 1-5577 (1858 amino acids)
Biological process (GO): microtubule-based movement
Molecular function (GO): microtubule motor activity; microtubule binding; ATP binding
Source: RefSeq, a predicted model, not a curated record
AUGGGCGGCCGCGGCGUCCCUCUGUGUGCGGCGCAGCCCGCGGUGGCCGAGGGCGGUCCGGCCCGUGAGGCGCUGCCGCUGCUGGAGGUGUACGCCCGCAAGGGGCUGCCCGCCAGGCCAGACCAGGACCCAUGCGGCAGCCGCCCUGCGCCGGAGGGCGCCGGGGCCAGCGCAGAGCAGGGCCACUCGUCCGGCGGAGGCGGCUGGUGCCGCCACUGCCACACGAAGCUCGUGGAGCUCAAGCGACAGGCGUGGAAGUUGGUCAGCGGGCCCGGGACGCCCCUCCGGGAUCCUUGCCUCUCUGCUCUGCUUCUGGACAAGCUGCCAGCAUGCCGUCCGGAAGCCGAGAGCCGCUGUGACGUCUGUGCCACGCACCUGCACCAGCUCACACAGGAGGCCCUGCGCCUGCUUCAGGCCCCUGCCAGCCACGAGGAUCCCGAUGCUCCCCACGGAAGUCCUGGCCUUGCAUCCUCCAGCCCUGGUGCCAUGACCAGCCUGAGGGAUGCUCCAGGGCCGGUGGGCCCUGCAGGGCAGCAGCUGGGCCGAGCAGGGCCAGAUGGGAGGAAGGGUCUGGCCUGGCCACCCGGGCCCAGUGUCCAGGUUUCAGUGGCACCUGCUGGUCUUGGUGGGGCGCUGAGCACGGUCACCAUCCAGGCCCAGCAGUGCCUGGAGGGCAUGUGGAGCGUCUCCAGGGUCAACAGCUUCCUGCCUCCGGCUUGUCUGGCCGAGGCAGCAGUGGCUGCUGUGGCGGUGGCAGACACGGUCCGAGAUGGCCCUCCCAUGGUGGGCCCUGGUGUUGUGUCAAAGGCGUGGGGCCGAGGUGGGGCCUGCACAUCUGCCCUGGUCACCCCCUCCCCAGGCUCCUCAGCUGGGGUCCCCACAGGCUCCUCUGCUGCAGCCUCCUUCUUCAUAAGGGCCGCCCAGAAGCUCAGCCUGGCCUCCAAGCGCAAGAAGCCCUGCCCACCGCCGGCCCCUGCCAACCGGGGAACCUCCACCUACCCCACUGACUUCAGCGGGGUCCUGCAGCUGUGGCCACCCCCAGCGCCCCCCUGCCUGCUCAGGGCCGCCUCCAAGGCCAAGGACAACCCCGGCAGCAUUGGAAAGGUGAAGGUCAUGCUGCGGAUCUGGCCGGCUCAGGGGGCCCAACGCUCGGCCGAGUCCACGUCCUUCCUGAAGGUGGACCCUCGGAAGAAGCAGGUGACCCUGUACGAUCCGGCUGCCGGGCCUCCAGGCAGCACAGGCCUCCGGCGCGCUGCCACCGCUACAGUCCCUAAGAUGUUCGCCUUCGACGCCGUCUUCCCCCAGGACUCUGAGCAGGCUGAAGUCUGCUCAGGGGCCGUGGCUGAUGUGCUCCAGUCUGUGGUCAGUGGGGCUGAUGGCUGCAUUUUCUCCUUCGGCCACAUGAGCCUUGGCAAAUCAUACACCAUGAUUGGGAAGGACAGCUCGCCCCAGAGCCUGGGCGUUGUGCCCUGCGCCAUCUCCUGGCUCUUCAGGCUUAUCGAUGAGCGCAAGGAGAGGAUGGGCACCCGCUUCUCCGUCCGUGUCUCGGCCGUGGAGGUGUGUGGCCGGGACCAGAACCUGCGAGACCUGCUGGCUGAGGUGGCUUCUGGCAGCCUCCAGGAUGCGCAGUCCCCGGGCGUGUACCUGCGGGAGGACCCCGCGUGUGGGACGCAGCUCCAGAACCAGAGCGAGCUGCGCGCGCCCACAGCGGAGAAAGCAGCCUUCUACCUGGACGCGGCCCUGGCUGCCCGCAGCACCGGCCGUGUGGGCUGCAGUGAGGACGCGAGGCGCAGCUCGCACAUGCUCUUCACGCUGCACGUCUACCAGUACCGCAUGGAGAAGUGUGGCAAGGGAGGAAUGUCCGGAGGCCGCAGCCGCCUGCACCUCAUUGACCUGGGCAGCUGCGAGGCGGCACCUGGCAGAGGCGGGGAGGCCGCAGGGGGACCCCUGUGUCUGUCCCUAUCGGCCCUGGGCAGUGUGAUCUUGGCCCUGGUCAAUGGAGCCAAGCACGUGCCUUACAGGGACCACAGGCUCACCAUGCUGCUGCGGGAGUCCCUGGCCACCAGCAGCUGCCGCACCACCAUGAUCGCCCACGUCUCAGAUGCUCCAGCCCACCAUGCUGAGACGCUCAGCACUGUGCAGCUCGCCGCCCGCAUCCACCGCCUGCGCAGGAAGAAGGCCAAGUACGCGUCCAGCUCCUCCGGCGGGGAGAGCUCCUGCGAGGAGGGCCGGGCCCGCCGUAGCCCGCAUCUGCGACCCUUCCACCCGCGCACUGUGGCCCUGGACCCCGACGGCCCAGCUCCCGGCCUGUCCGGCGACCCAGACUACUCGUCUAGCAGCGAGCAGUCCUGCGACACGGUCAUCUACGUGGGGCCUGGCGGGGCGGCGCUGUCAGACCAUGAGCUCACAGACAACGAGGGCCCACCUGACUUCGUGCCCAUCAUCCCCGCCCUGAGCCGCCGCCGGCCCUCCCAGGGCGCACGUGACGCUGACCACUUCCGCUGCAGCACCUUUGCAGAGCUGCAGGAGCGGCUGGAGUGCAUCGAUGGCAGUGAGGGCUCCUCGGGACUCCCGGGUGCCACCAAGGGAGCCCAGGCCAGCCCCGCCCGAGGCAGCAGGAAGUUCUCGCCGCCAGAGGCUGCGUCCUCCAGGAGGGCUAUGGGCUCCCCGAUGGCUGCCAGCACUCCUCGGGGCAGCCCUGGCCCAGACACCUACCAGGGUGUCCCUGAGCCCUCCAAGGCUGGCACCUGGGGUGACCAGACAGAGGAUGGCAGCACCCAGUCUGAACUGUCUGCCCUGGACAAGGCCACAGAGGGCAGAGGCAGGAGGCCGCUGCCUAGCCCGGCUCCUCCACCUCCUCAGCAGCUAGAAGCUCACAGAGCCCCAGAGGAGCUUGGGGGAGGGGGCGCCGACAGCGUGGUACGGACACCCCCUGUGGGCAUGAGCGGCCAGGCUGGCCAGUCCCCGCUGCUCCCAGAUGUCACCUGCCCCCACCCAUCUGCUCAUGGCUGCCAUCUGGAGCGAGGCCUGCUGACCACCACGGUGACCCUGCAGCAGCCUGUGGAGCUAAACGGCGAGGACGAGCUGGUGUUCACAGUGGUGGAGGAGCUGUCCCUGGGUGGGCUUGCCAGCGCCGGGCGUCCCACCAGCCUGGCCAGCUUCAGCAGUGAUUGCUCCCUGCAGGCGCUGGCCUCGGGCUCAAGGCCCGUCAGCAUCAUCAGCAGCAUCAACGAUGAGUUUGAUGCCUACACCUCGCAGGGGCCUGAGGGCCUGGGUGGCUCCUCCGUCAGCUCCUGGCUCAGUGAGGGCAGUGUCUGUAGUGCUGACAGCUGUGGCCCCCCGUCCCGGCCCCCCUUCAGCCCUGACUCCCUGGCGGGGCCCGAUCCCCCAGGACCCCCAGCCCUGGACAGCUCCCUGGAGGACGGCAGCCUUGGGUUCUCAGAGCAGGGCAGACCUGACAGUCCCAGCCCAGCUGCAGCCCUGACCCGACCUGGCAGGCAGCCCCAGGCUGGGGCCCUGCGGGGGACAGCCCCAGCACAGACCAUCCACUCCAGCCUGCCCCGGAAACCCAGGACUACCUCGGCGGCCAGUCGCACAGGCUGUGCCUGUCCAGGCCAGAGUCUGCAGGGUGCUAGAGCCCUGUUUGAGGACCCGUGGCUGCUGCGGGCAGAGGAACGUGAUGUGCUCCAGGCGGCCUCUGCCUGCAGGGUCCCCAGCCCAACCCUGGGCUCCCCCCGGCUGCCUGAGGCCCAGGCGAUACCGGCUUGUGCACAGAGGGUGGUGGACGGCUGUGAGGUGGCAUCCAGGGUGGCCCACAGACCAGAGGCUGUGGCCCGGAUCCCACCCCUGCGGAGGGGCGCCACCACGCUGGGCGUGACCACUCCCACUGUGUCCUGUGGAGACAACCCGCCUGAGGCAGCAGCCUGCUCCAGCAGCCUGAAGGCCUCCCCGAACAGCAAGAACAGUGUGGCUCCCAAGGGGAGCUUCUUUCUGAGGCCCAGUGGGGUGGCCCCUCCAGCCCCACCUGUGCGAAAGUCCAGCUUGGAGCACAAGAACAGCCCAGGCCUGGCCGCUACCCAGGCCGUGGGCCUGACCCGGGCCGGGGCUGCUGCUGUCUUCCGAGGGGAGGGGGAGGCCAGGCCCAGCAGCCGGGCUGACCACUCUGUUCCUAGGGCCACAUCCAGUCUGAAGGCCCGGGCCUGCAAAGUGGAGGCUGCACACCGUCCUGCUGGCCAUGCGUCUCUGGAGCGCUAUGAGGGCCUGGCGCAUGGCAGCGGCAAGAUCAGGGAGGCUCCUGGGCGGCCGGCCCGGGCUGUGCCCAGAUUGGGUGUGCCACCUGCCAGCCCCACGCCCGGGUCAGCUCCUGCUUGUAGGGGAAGCCCGGCCAAGGGUGUGGGAGUCCCCAAGCCCCCAGCUGGUGGGGCAAAGGGCCGUAGUCUUGCAGCCAGCGGGUCGCGGGCUCUGGGUGCUUCGGUGAAGCCGCUGGCUCCUGUGGCGGGCAGGACCCCAGGUGGCCCUGUGAUGGGUCCCAGGGCAGCCCCACGGGCUGGGCCUGGCAUUGGGGUCAAGGCCGGCCGGGGCACCAUCAUGGGCACCAAGCAGGCACUCCGGGCUGCCCACAGCCGCGUUAAUGAGCUGGUGGCCAGUGGAGCCCCCGGCAGAGGCGGCCCCUCGUGGGGCUCAGCCGACUCGGACAGUGGCAAUGACAGUGGUGUGAACGUAGGCGAGGAGCGGCCACCCAUGGGCCCAGCCCUGCCCUCGCCCUACAGCAAGGUGACGGCGCCACGGCGGCCCCAGCGCUACAGCAGCGGCCACGGCAGUGACAACAGUAGCGUGCUGAGCGGAGAGCUCCCGCCGGCGAUGGGUCGCACCGCUCUGUUCUAUCAUAGUGGUGGCAGCAGUGGCUACGAGAGCAUGAUACGCGACAGCGAGGCCACCGGCAGCGCCUCCUCCGCCCCCGACUCCACCAGCGAGAGUGGGGCCGCCUCUCCGGGUGCCCGCUCCCGCAGCCUCAAGUCCCCCAAGAAGAGGGCCACAGGUCUGCAGCGGCGGCGGCUGAUCCCGGCCCCGCUGCCCGAUGCUGCUGUCCUGGGCCGCAAGCCCAGCCUCCCCGGGCAGUGGGUGGACCUGCCUCCCCCGCUGGCCGGCUCACUGAAGGAGCCCUUCGAGAUCAAGGUGUACGAGAUCGACGACGUGCAGCGUCUGCAGAGGCACCGCCCGCCCCUGCGCGAGGGUGCGGCUGAGGGCCCGGUGUGCGUGAGUGCGAAGCUGCGGCUGGCAGAGCGCAGGCAGCAGCGGCUGCGGGAGGUGCAGGCCAGGCAUGACCGCCUGUGCGAGGAGCUGGCUGAGACCCAGGGCCGGCUGAUGGUGGAGCCCGGCCGCUGGCUGGAGCAGUUUGAGGUGGACCCGGAACUGGAGCCCGAGUCCGCCGAGUACCUGGCAGCGCUGGAGCGAGCCACGGCCGCUCUGGAGCAGUGCGUGAACCUGUGCAAGGCCCACGUCAUGAUGGUCACCUGCUUUGACAUCAGUGUCACCACCACCACCACCAUCUCGGGGCCACAGGAGGUGGACGUCUGA